GGAAAGAAAGUUACAAACAUAAAAGGAAAAUAGAAAAACAACAUUUCUGCCGGCAAAAGAAGGCAAAUCCAGACGGAAAAGGAUCAUCAACAGAAAGAAAAAUACCAAACUCGAAGACCGAUUCGACGGAAGCACGAUCACAAGCCGAAGACUCUUUUCUUUCUCCCUCUCCCCUUUGGUACCCUCUACAUAUAAAAUUUUCAUAAAAUGUUUAUUUAUUUUUUUUAAAAUAAUAAUUAUUUUAGUUUGGACCUACCAAUUUAUAACAUUAAUUUUUAUUUUUGUCCAAAUCAAACCAAGAAUGUGAAAUUCACAGCAAAACUUUGAGGGAAAAACGCCUCCUAAAAUACGUAUUUUUUUUUACAUAAACCGUAUGUACUAAAGAUUUUUCUUAAUCCCCCUUCUCGUUUACUCUCUCUGCGUCUCUUUCUUUUCCUCUCUUAGAACUUUCAUGCAUGGCAAUUAGGGCACGAUUCCACAAUUAGGCCUCAAAAUUGUUCUCGAUCGAAGCUAUUACCUCAUGAAGAAGAUGUAACUUCUAUUUGAUUUCUGCUCUUUUCAAACAUAUUUGGAAGGAGAGUAGAGAUUAUUUCGAAAGACAGUUUCGAUUUGGGAUUUGGGAUUUUUAGGGUUGUUUUGUUUGUGUGUUUUUUUUUGUUAGCUUUUAGAUUUUUUAAGGUAUGAAGGGUCAAUCUGAGAAGACGAAGGUAGUGGUCCGCCACUUGCCACCGACGAUUUCUCAGGUCAUGUUAAUGGAGCAAAUCGACUUUGCUUUUGCUGGGCGUUAUAACUGGGUUUCGUUCCGUCCUGGCAAGAACAGCCAGAAGCAUCAAUCCUAUUCUAGAGCCUAUAUUGAUUUCAAAAGGCCAGAAGCCGUUAUGGAGUUUGCAGAGUUCUUUAAUGGCCAUCUCUUCGUCAAUGAGAAGGGCACUCAGUUUAGAGCUGUUGUUGAGUAUGCUCCUUCACAGCGUGUUCCAAAGCAGUGGUCCAAGAAGGAUGGCCGUGAAGGCACCAUAUUAAAAGAUCCUGCAUAUUUGGAGUUCCUGAAAUUGAUAUCAAAGCCUGCUGAGAAUCUUCCCAGUGCUGAGGUACAAUUGGAAAGAAGAGAAGCUGAAAGAGCUGGUGCUGCAAAAGAUGCUCCUAUUAUUACACCCUUAAUGGACUUUGUCCGACAGAAAAGAGCUGCAAAAAGUGGAACUCGGAGAAUACUGACUAAUGGGAAACGUAGCAGAAGGGCUGGUGCAAGUGGAAGUCCUAGCUCGUCCUCAUCCAAACGAAGUUCUGACAAGAAGAGGGGUUCAACCACAAUGUAUGUUUUAAGGGACUCGGUGAAAAGCACAAGUGGAAAAGACAAAUCAACUUACAUUUUGAUUCCUAAGCGAGAUGAUCAGCAUCUUUCUGAUAAAGCUGUGAAUUUAGCUUCUGCAUCAGGAACUGAAGUAUUAGAAGAUGAAAGCGGAGUUUCUGGGAUCACUGAUACUGGGAAAAGGAAAAUCCUGCUGCUCAAAGGAAAAGAGAAAGAAAUUUCAACAUUGUGUGGUGGCAUGUUGCAGCAGAAUACAACAUCAUUUGAUAAAAAUCAGACUAGCUCUGUUCUCAAACAGAGCCAGCGACGUGAGGCCACUGGCAGGAUAAUCAGAAGCAUACUUUUGCACAAGGACUCUCGUCAGAAUCACUCUUCUGGGGUCCAGUCCGAGCAGCAAACUCAAACAUCAAAUUUAGAAAAGGACAAGCGUCCUCCUCGUCCUCAGCAUGUACAGUUGAUUUUGAAGGAUGCAAAUGGAGCUUCAGAUGACAAGGUUGUGGGUAAUGACUUGCAUAGUUUUUCUGGUGAGAAGCAGGAAAAGCGCACAAGGAACAAGGACAGACCUGAUCGUGGUGUAUGGGCUCCUCUUCGUCGAUCAGAUGGAUCAUGUCCAAGUGACGAGUCCUCAUUGUUUUCUGCAUCUCACUCAGGUGUAGAUUCUUCUCAAGGAAAUCUUGGAGAUAUAAAAGUUGAACCAUUAAAUUCAAGGGGUGGAGAAAUUAAAACACUUGGAGGCGGACGUGGUGGUCACUCUUCUUUAGAUAAUGGAUCACAUAAACAUUUUGGUCGGAGGGGGCCCCAUACAGUGAGGGAUGUGGAUGGCUCAUCUGGUGAGGGGAAGCUUUCAAAGAGAGUUGGUGUUUCUGGUUAUGGUUCGCAUGAGAAGCAAGUCUGGGUUCAAAAAUCAAGUUCUGGUUCUUAGUGUUUUUGGAAAGUAAUUAUUGUGCAGGGGAAUGCAUAGUCCCAUGAAAAUUUUGAAGCACAGAGUUGCUGUAUGCUGGUGUCUGUCUCUUUUUAUUGAACAGAUGGUCAGAUAAUCGUGGAGAAGUUUCAGCAGAGGGGAAGGUUUUCUUCAGGAAACCUGGAAAGCUAACAUCAAUGAUGCCGGAUAAUCGUGUAAUUAAAUACUUGUGGGUUGAAGAAAAUCCAAAUCUUUGUCAAAGACAGCUUGGAAUAGGAGGAAAGAAGGAAAAAGAAAAAAAAAAGAUGUCUUCAUUAUAGAUGAUAUAUAGGACCACAGAUUUCUCCAGGGUGUCCGAGUAGGGUGCUACUCACCAGAAGAAGCUAUUGAUGUCAUCAUUCUGGCCGACGACCAACUGCAAACCGGGUAUUCUAGUACGGUGGAUUGACCCCUCAAUUCUGGUUAAAACUGUAUACAAGUAUCCAAAGCAAAAGUCUUACUUGAUUUGCCAUGUUUCUUAAAUAUUGUGAUGUGGUGAGAAUUUGUUAAUAGCCCCAAGUAUUUUGAAGGGCUAUCUAUAAUUGGGUUGUUGUCAAAGAGAAGAAAAGUUGGAUAGACCUUUAUUUAGCAGAGCCUAGUGUAGUAUGUGAAUGUUCGGACCGAUGGUUAAACGAGUGGGUGAUAUUAAAAGUGUGGAUGAAUGUGUGAUUACGUGAUGGGUGGGAACUAAUUGGGUGUGUGAUUGGCUGUGGUGUGCUGUGCUACUUGUGUUAAUGGAAAGAUGCGAUGUGAUUACAA
Messenger RNA from Manihot esculenta (cassava), 3005 nucleotides. RefSeq names its product regulator of nonsense transcripts UPF3. Bases 681 to 2228 code for a protein of 515 amino acids. The transcript is spliced from 13 exons. The record is from RefSeq and is a predicted model, not a curated record. Gene Ontology annotation, molecular function: mRNA binding. Gene Ontology annotation, cellular component: nucleolus; cytoplasm. Gene Ontology annotation, biological process: nuclear-transcribed mRNA catabolic process, nonsense-mediated decay; positive regulation of translation. Lineage: Eukaryota; Viridiplantae; Streptophyta; Magnoliopsida; Malpighiales; Euphorbiaceae.